Messenger RNA from Symbiodinium natans, 1767 nucleotides. The record is from the annotation of a GenBank genome assembly. Lineage: Eukaryota; Dinophyceae; Suessiales; Symbiodiniaceae.
AUGGGGGUCCAGAAAUCCAGUCUCGCUCACACGAUAGGCUGCCCUGAGCUGCCGAAUGACUUCUCGGAGGACGUCGGUGGCCUUCAGCUCUUCAACGCCCAAGGCUCACCUCUUUGGUCCGGCGAGCAGCCAACCUGCACAGCGGAGCUGACCCUGAUCAACACUUGGGAUGGUAAGGAGAUGCAAUGUUCCCUUGAGACGAAGUCGGUCUUCGGUAGGACCUGGACCGCAAGAGACAUGAGAUGGGCCUGCGGCGUCACUUACGCCAAGGAUGAGCUGCACUACGAGCUCACAAAAGUAGCGCUGAGUUCGGGCUGCGAUUCUGCUGUGAUUAAGGGCGUCAAUGGCAAAACGAGGUACGUGCCAAGAAUUCGGCAGAUAAGUCAGCACCAUGAUUUCUACGAGGCGCAUUACUUCACCCUCACGGAUGAUGCGGAUGAGGUCACAGAGUAUGCGACUGACUUUUCCCUCUACGCCCAUGAUGGAGGCUUGCGACCGAUACAGAGCAUCUGCCCCGCAGGAUAUCUGGUGGUGCCUGGGCAAGGCACGAUCAUCGAUACGAAGGAGGCUUUCGAGGCUUACGCGGCCUGCGAGAGGUUGGAUGCAUGCUGUGGCCCGGCAAAGCACAGUGUGAGAGCAAGUGGUCUGACAGAGGGCGAGGGCCUUCAAUACACCGAUUCGGUCCGAAAGCUGGACAUGGUGCAGUGCGACGUGAAGCCCGCGGAUGGCAAGUACUUUGCCACCUGCAUCAAGAGUGCCAAGGCCGAGGUGGUCAGGCAGAAGGUUGCACUGCGGAGUGCGAACGAUCCGUUUGCGAAGCUUGCCUUUGGGCAAGGCAUGGAGCAAGCCAAGAAAGAUCAGCUGCUACAAACGCUGCUGGCAAGCCAAGACUCACAACUCACCUCCUCAGCGAUUCACAACUUCAUGACAGUCCUGGACGGCUACAUUGGCUUGAGAUGCGCAGCCUCCAAGUUCGAGGACGAGAUCCUGUCAAGGAUCACGGCCGAGAUCGGCCUCUUGACCCAGGCAGCCAUGGCUGUGGAGUUCGGGGCCGGGGGUACUCACGAGACCAAGUGGGGCAGAGAACUUGCCGACAACUUCCGGCACUCCGGCUGUGAGCAGGCCGCCCAUCCAGCCUAUUUGGAGGCCAAGCACGUUGCUGGCUUGCCGCCGCUGCGCUCGCCCGGAACAUGCGAGAACCUCCGGCGCUUCGACUUUUACACGGAACAUUAUAGGCAGCUGCCCGGCUACCUGAAGAUGUACUUGAGACAGUUUGCCUUGGUGCUUGCUGGGACACUUUACAAGGAGUUUGCAGAAGAUGCUUAUGACGACGACCGCUAUUCCAUCUUGACGGACUGCUUCAUCAGCGAGAAUGUGGCCAGCGAAAAUCGUUUUGAGCUGUCCAACAAGCUGAGGGAGCAGAUGCUGGCAAACCCGACGGAAAAGAGGUGGCUCUAUCAGCGAGUCCUGACGACCUAUCAUGACACUACUUUGUGGCACGACUUUGUUGAAGGUCUUGAUGUCCAGAAGGUGGCUGACUUCACCACCACAUUCAUCUUGAGGGCGCACCAUAUCACACGCUUCCUGUAUGGCGAGAUUGAUACCAAAAUCCCUGAAGCGCUGGGACAGCUCUACAACUUGCACUCUUUGCUGGCUGUCUUCUUGGAAGGAGUGCCUGCAUCUGUCACGGUGACGAUUGGUGGUGACAGCAAGGCAGUGGGGGACUUAGCGCGCCAAUUGCUGAAGUGGUUUCUGUUUGAGACAUGA